This is a messenger RNA of Symbiodinium sp. CCMP2456, 3402 nucleotides long. NCBI's taxonomy places the organism in Eukaryota, Dinophyceae, Suessiales, Symbiodiniaceae. The record is from the annotation of a GenBank genome assembly.
AUGUCCAGAUGCCCAGGUCCCCGACUGCAGCCACGGCGCAUGGCUCGCGUGAUCGGCAUGGCGCUGGCGCCCCUGGCCCUGAUCUGGGCCUUGCUGCGGGCAGCACUGACCUUCCAUGCAGUGGAGACGCCACAGGGGUCUCGCACGCUCAGCUCUCCUGCGAAGGGGCACAGGGCCCUGCUCACCGCUGCGCGAGCUCCGCCCUCGAAGAUGAGCGCCACGAGCCUGGCGCUGGUGCCCAUCGUGGCGGCGGCAGCGAUGCAAGUGCGAGGAGGAAGCACGCUGGCGCAGAAAGCGGAGCGUGCUAGCGGCGUGCCGCCUGCGCUGAUGGGCCUGGCGGCCUGGCUGCUUCUGAUGUUUGCAAUCCAGCACAGCUGGGUUGCGGUCCCAUUCUUGUCAGAGGCGCAGUACCAGUACUUUCCUAUAGUGGCCACUUUUGUGGCAGGCUAUGCUGUCAUCGUCCUGGAGGAGCAGACUGAGAUCAACAAGGCAGCCACGGCCUUGAUACUCGGAGUUCUGGUCUGGGCCUUGGUCGGCACUGGCAUCGACAUGACAGCCGCCGAGUUUGACACGGCGAUCGCAGAAACCUUGCAGAAUGUCGCCGAAGUCGUCUUUUUCCUGCUUGGGGCUCUGACCAUUGUGGAGAUCAUGGAUGCGCACAAAGGGUUUGACAUAAUAACCUCAGCCAUCAAGGCCACCAACCAGAGAGAUUUGCUGAUAACCAUCGGCGUCCUCACCUUCCUCCUUUCCUCAGUGCUGAACAACCUCACCGUGGUUAUCGUCAUGGUGUCUUUGCUCCAAAGGCUCGUCCAGGACGAUGACUUUCGGAUGAAACUUGGAGGUCUGGUGGUGGUGGCCUCCAAUGCUGGUGGGGCCUGGACUCCCAUUGGGGACAUCACUACCACCAUGCUGUACAUAGGCGGACAGGUCACCACCGUGCCCCUGUUAACGAACCUCUUUGUCCCGAGCUCGUUAUGCUUGCUGGGCGCCAUGGGCUACGAGCUCCUGUUCGUGAUCGAGGGCCGGAAACCCUUCCAGCGGCGCAAAGAGAAGAGUGUCAGCACAGAGGCACCGGCCGGUCAGCAGUUGGUCUUCUGGGGUGGUUUGCUGGGAAUGGUAGGGGUGCCGGUCUUCACGGCCUUCACGAAAUGCCCUGCCUGGACCGGGAUGAUGCUGGUCUUGGGUUUGCUGGGUCUCAUCACCAGCCUUCUCCACGAGCCGGGGGACGAUCGCUACUCCCUGAAGGGCGCGCUGAAGCGGGUGGAGGUCCCGGAUGCGCUCUUCUUCCUGGGUGUGCUGUUUGCGGUGGGAGCCUUGGAGAGGGUGGGGUUGCUGAAGGACUUCGCGGAGCAGCUCAGCCAGCUCCUUCCCGACGACUCCUUGGUGGCCGUCUUCCUGGGCUUCGCCUCCGCUGUCGUGGACAACGUCCCUCUGGUCGCGGCGACCCAGGGAAUGUACGACCUCUCCGCGCACCCCGCCAACGACGGUCUCUGGAACCUCAUCACUUACUGCGCUGCCACUGGCGGCUCCCUCUUGGUGAUUGGCUCUGCGGCCGGAGUGGCCUUCAUGGGCAUGGAGAAGGAGGUCUCCUUCGGCUGGUACGUCCGCAGCGUGGCACCUGCUGCUCUUGUGGGCUACCUCCUCGGAGUCGGAGGCGUCCUGGGCCAACAGGCUCUCGGUCUCAGCGUGAGAUUUGGUGGUGCCUCUGAAGUUCCAGUAAAAAAGCAGAAAACACUUUGCUUCGUGGGCAAGCUGCCCGGUCUGCCGUUUUGCGCUUUUCUAGAUCGCGGGCGAAGCCCUCACAUUUUCGAUCGCAACUUCGCGAACCGGGCGGCAGCACAGGAUUUGCUUUGGUGUUCCAUGGUGUUCUACACGCCGGCCACAGGGAAUAUUUUGUCCUUUGCCUGUGGCGAGUGUGAUUCUCGCUUGGCCGAUCAAAGGAAAUCGGAAGAGAUCUUGGCAUCGAACCGAUGCCAUAUCAUAUUGCUAGAACAGGACAGCGGACAGAUGCUGGCUAGGUGGGCUUUCCCCUCCUUUGCUGUCUUCCUGGAGAAGUCUGGAGAGACCGCCCCAGCGGGCUUCCCCAUGUGGGCACGCUGGUUGUGCCUGGCCACGUUUUGGCCGGGUGUGAUUUGGUAUCUCUACUACAAGCUGCUGGUUGAAGAUGACCUGCGUUACUACAGGGGUUUGGGCAUUGGCGGCUCGCUGGUGAUCGUCCCCUUCGCUUUGGGCCUCUUCGCAGGUGUGUUUGGCGAGUUUGCCUACGGAGCCUUGGAGGGAGGAUUCUUUGACAACGCCUUCUCAACGGCGUUUUACAGCGCGUUUGCCUGGAUCUAUCUGAAUCAGUGGUUCCUCUACAACAAGGUGAACCAGCUCUUCGAGGAGAUCGGUCGACCUGCACCUCUGGAUCCGUGGGGUUUGCUGAUACCUGGUUGGAACUUUGUUACAGGCAUCCGGCAGAUUCACUUCCUCGCCGAGUACUGGGCAAUCCAGCGUGGUGAAGAGCUGCCGCGAGAUGCUUUUGCAGAGCUCUUUCCCUUCGCCAAGCCACUCAGACAGAGAAUCACAGCAGGAAACCUGAGCAUCGUAGAUUCGAGGCGAACAGAGAAAUCGUCACAUAACUUCAUAGUACAUGGGUGCGAGUGGUGCAGCUUUUCGUUGCAGUUUGCGGGCGUGGCGAAGACGGUGAAAGAGCGACUGGUGACAGAAACCCACGCUGACAUUGGUGGAGUUGGCGACAACACCUUCCCUGUGGUUCAACAUUCCGGCCUUGCUUGGCUGAGCGCCGAGCUGGCGGGUCCUUUACCGUUUUUCGCAGUGGCGAAGAGCCGCGGUGCCAUUUUCCUAAGCGCUUUGCUUCGUGCGCAGAACUUGGGGUGGACCUCUGAGUUUGGUCUCUCUUGGGAGGCUCCCGAGGCUGCGGCGGACAUCGCGAGCAGCGUGACCGUCGCCGACCUGUCCCCCUUGGAAAACCCGAACAUCACCUUCGCCAGGGUGGUGCUGCUCUCGAUGUUCUCCAUGUCCAUCGCUCUGGUGGUUUGGGGCCGCAACGGAGUUUGUUAUGCUCCGUGCAGGGAGUCAGGCUACUCUGAGCGGAGAAUCGGGGCGCUCCAGGAGAAAAGCAAUGGCAUUGCGGCUGACUGGCACUGCAGUGGCUUGAAAAUUCCCCGGCGGUUGCCAGCGUGGCUGCUCUGCGCUCCGGCCUUCGUGGGUCCGCUGGUCCAGGCUCCAGAAGUGGCCAGCGCCGCGCAUUCUGCGGCUUCUCAGGUCCCGGAGAUUGCCAGCAGCGUUGCCUUGGCGGAUCUGUCCCCGCUGGAGAACCCGAACAUCACCUUCGUGGUGCUGCUGUCGAUGUUCUCCAUGUCCAUUGCGCUCGUGGUUUGGGGACGUAACGGCUUCUAG